UAGGGUAAGGAGGGAGGCAAACAUGGCCGACGAGGCAGGGGAGGUAAACACAGCUGUUGAGGAGAGCGAAGCAAAACAACAGCUCGAUGAGCCCCGAGUUACUGAGGCCGAGCCCGGCCACAGCGACCUGCAGGACCGGACAGAGGAGCCUCCUCCUCCUCCUCCUCCUCCGGCGGCGGCGGCGGAGAGCAGCUGGUCGGCUCCUAUCAUGUCUCUGGCUCGGAAGGCCACGGAAACGAUCAGCAGCGGGGUGAGCUACGCUGCCGCCCAGAGGAGCCCCUCACAGGGGGAGUCCGAGAAUGAUCCCAGCAACACUUCAAAAACGCUUCCAGUUGUGGCCCCCAAAGACCCCAUGGCAAUAGAAAGAUCCAAUCUGCUCAGCAUGAUGAAGCUGAGCAUCAAAGUAUUAAUCCAGUCCUCCUUGAGUCUGGGCAGGACGCUGAACUCGGAGUACCCUCCUCUGCAGCAGUUCUUUGUCGUCCUGGAGCAUUGCCUCAAACAUGGGCUGAAAGCUAAGAAAUCCUUCAUUAGUCAGAACAAGUCCAUAUGGGGGCCUCUGGAACUGGUUGAGAAGUUGUGUCCAGAGUCUGCUAACAUUGCCACAAGUGCCAGAGACCUGCCCGGCAUUAAGACCGGUUUGGGGAGAGCAAGGGCUUGGCUGCAUUUAGCGCUCAUGCAGAAGACUGUAGCUGACUAUAUGAAAGCUUUGCUGGACCGCAAAGAUCUCCUGAGUGAGUUUUAUGACUCUGGAGCAUUGAUGAUGGAGGAGGAGGGAGCAGUGAUGGGGGGACUGCUGGUGGGCAUCAACGUUAUUGACGCUAACCUUUGUAUUAAGGGGGAGGAUCUUGAUACUCAGGUGGGAGUCAUUGACUUUUCCCUAUAUCUGAAAGACCCAGCCAACAGUGAGACACCAAAAGAUGAUGCCAAGAUGACAGCCAUAUUAGAUCAGAAGCACUACAUUGAGGAGUUAAAUCGUCACCUGAGUGGCACCGUCACUGACCUUCAGGCUAAGAUGGACUCGAUAGAGAAGACCAACAGCAAACUUGUAGAGGAGCUGACAGCAGCGACAGACAGAAUCAACUCUCUGCGGGAAGAACAGGAACAGCUACGAAAGGAGAAUGACAUCAUCUUGCAGUCAAGCCAGAAAAAGGAAGAGGCAGCCCUUCAGGACAGCCAAGUGGAGCUGGAGACGUACAAACAGACUCGACAGGGCCUGGAUGAGAUGUACAAUGUGGUUUGGAAGCAGUAUAAAGAGGAAAAGCGCAUUCGCCAGGAGCUGGAACGUGAGUUGGAGCUCCAGGUGGGCCUGAAGCAGGAGAUGGAGGUGGCCAUGAGGCUGCUGGAGAAGGACACGCAUGAGAAACAGGACACACUGGCAGCCUUGCGGCUCCAGCUCGACCAAGUCAAGACUCUUAACCUGCAAAUGUUCCACAAAGCUCAGGAUUGGGAACGAGUGGCAGAAAAAAAGCAGACCGAGGCGGUGCAGCUUGAGCAGAAGAUGGAUGAAAUGGAGAGAACCAUGAUGGAACUCGAGCAGAGACUACAGAACUCAGAGCAAGAGCGCAAACAAAGUGACCAGUCAGACAAAGACAUGAGGGUGGAGCUGGAAGGAAAAGUGGAUGCUUUCCAAAAACAACUGACUGACCUGGAUACACAAAGGCUCAGUUUGGAGAAUGAGCUGCGCACUGAGCGGGAACAGAGACAAAGCAUGCAGAAGGCUCUCCAGCAGGAACAGGACAACAGCACCGAGCUCCGCACACAGCUGCAACAACUCCAGGGCCUCCACACGGAGCUGCAGGAAUUGAAGAAUGAGAAGCAGCAGCUGCAUCAGACAUGUGGGCAGCAGGAGCAGGCUCUACAGGAGAUGGGGCAGCACCUCAGCCAGUCCAAACUUAAGAUGGAGGACUUCAAGGAGGUCAACAAAGCUCUAAAGGGCCACGCCUGGCUUAAAGACGAUGAGGCAACUCAAUGCAAGCAAUGCGAGAAGGAGUUCUCCAUCGCACGCAGAAAGCACCACUGUAGAAACUGUGGAGACAUCUACUGCAACACCUGUUCCAGUAAUGAGCUGGCCUUACCGUCCUACCCCCGGCCCGUGAGGGUGUGCGAUGUGUGCCACGCCCUCCUGCUGCAGAGAAGCUCCUCCACAGGUUCCUGACAAAACACCUACAAGCUGUGAUGUUUCUCCUACAGCUGCACAUACUCACCCACUAUGUUUUGGAAGUUAUUGAGUUAGAAGAAUGUCAUCAAAUCUAAGCAAAAUGUGAUUUGAUGUUCCAUUUCCACUGUUGCCUGAAAUUCAGGAGCAUUGGUUCAUCUGUAUUAAGUUAAGGGCCACCUUUUAACACUGAUGGGAUGAGCUGAUAUAGUUUAUGCAUACGAUGUUGAGACUUGAGUUUGCUUAGAGGUUGAAAUAAUUUAGGAUAUUUAUGUGAUUUAUGUUUGUUUUGGCUGGAAUAACAAUAAUUUGGUAAUUGACAAAUCGACUAUUUUAAAUUGUGUAGUUAUUCAAAUGGUGGUUUUACAUUACGUUGAGGUCCCAACAAUACUGUUGGUUACUGAGGAUUAUUAGUGUGAUCCUGAUGGUGAACCAGUGUACUUCACUUCCAUAAUAUUCAUACUUGUCAUGCAUCUACUAAAUCUUUACAGCUAUGGCCCCAGUGCUGUUACAUGCAAAAUCAUUGUAUAAAUGACUGUAGAAUGUUAACAAAUCUAUUUUAGAAUGUAUUAUUACUAAAGGGUUUUGUGGAUUGUGUCAACUGCUACAAAGCCAUUUUCUUAAUUAAUUUGGGGUUGCUGACCAAAAC
This is a messenger RNA of Anoplopoma fimbria (sablefish), 2804 nucleotides long. It is a transcript of the gene rufy1, whose product is annotated as RUN and FYVE domain containing 1. Gene Ontology annotation, molecular function: metal ion binding. Gene Ontology annotation, biological process: protein transport; regulation of endocytosis. The transcript is spliced from 17 exons. Bases 23 to 2155 code for a protein of 710 amino acids. Lineage: Eukaryota; Metazoa; Chordata; Actinopteri; Perciformes; Anoplopomatidae. Gene Ontology annotation, cellular component: cytoplasm. The record is from RefSeq and is a predicted model, not a curated record.